Messenger RNA from Telopea speciosissima, 1163 nucleotides. Its product is annotated as short-chain dehydrogenase TIC 32 B, chloroplastic-like. The coding region runs from base 80 to 1072 and encodes 330 amino acids. Lineage: Eukaryota; Viridiplantae; Streptophyta; Magnoliopsida; Proteales; Proteaceae. The transcript has 10 exons. The record is from RefSeq and is a predicted model, not a curated record.
CUCACCUUCAAUCAGUAACACAUACACGUACCAGACUCUGGUUCUUAACCUCUCUCUGCCUUGCUUUUUGUUGGGAAGGAUGAAGGAAAUACUCAGGUAUCUAGCAGGUAUUGCAGGUCCAAGUGGUUUUGGAUCAAAUUCAACUGCUGAGCAAGUAACUGAAGAUUGUUCUUGUUUACUCCCUUCUCAGUUAACAGCAAUAAUCACUGGGGCAACAUCUGGUAUAGGAGCAGAAACAGCAAGGGUGCUAGCAAAGAGAGGGGUAAGACUUAUAAUUCCAGCAAGGGACAUGAAAAAAGCAGCUGAAGUGAAAGAGAGAGUGAAGAAGGAGAGCCCACAAGCUGAGGUUUUCUUGUUUGAGAUGGAUCUCAGCUCAUUAGCUUCCAUUAAGAGAUUCUGUUCUAAGUUUUUCUCCCUUGGAUUACCACUUAAUAUACUCAUAAACAAUGCAGGGAAGUUCUCUCAGAAAUUGGAAUUCUCUGAAGACAAAGUAGAGAUGACUUUUGCUACAAAUUACUUGGGGCAUUAUUUUUUAACAGAGAUGUUAUUAGAGAAAAUGGUAGAAACAGCAGACCAAACAGGGAUUCAAGGAAGGAUUAUCAAUGUCUCAUCCACUGUUCACAGUUGGGUCAAAAGAGAUGCUUUCCAUUUCACUCAUUUGAGGAACCCCAUCAAAUACAAUGGAACUCGUGCAUAUGCUCAGACCAAGUUGGCUAAUAUAUUGCAUGCAAAGGAAAUUGCAAGGCAGCUCAAGGAAAGGAAAGCAAGAGUAACAAUCAAUGCUGUCCACCCAGGAAUUGUGAAGACAGGAAUUAUGAGGGAGCAUAAGGGCUUCAUCACAGAUUCACUUUUCUUCCUUGCCUCAAAGUUGCUAAAGACAACAUCUCAGGGUGCAUCAACCUCAUGCUAUGUAGCUUUGAGCCAACAAAUAAAUGGGAGUAAUGGGAAAUACUUUGUUGACUGUAAUGAGAAGAACUGUUCAAGUCUGGCUAAGGAUGAAUCUUUGGCAAGAAAGCUUUGGAAGCAAACUCAUGCACUUAUCCAUAGAAGAUUAUCUCAACCUACAAGCUAAAUUCUUAAGUUACAGAUCCAUGAUCCUCUAGUCAUGUACAUAGUACAUACAUCUUCAUGAAGAGACAAACAAUACUAAUGAACAUCAAACC